This is a messenger RNA of Rhagoletis zephyria (snowberry fruit fly), 796 nucleotides long. Its product is annotated as putative nuclease HARBI1. NCBI's taxonomy places the organism in Eukaryota, Metazoa, Arthropoda, Insecta, Diptera, Tephritidae. The record is from RefSeq and is a predicted model, not a curated record.
ACUCCGACAGUAAAACUUGCUGCUACUCUAAAAUUUCUGGGACCAGGAGGCUAUCAGCACCAACUAGGGCAAGACCGUUUUGCAGGAUUAGCGCAAUCCACGACUUCUAAAUGUAUCACGGAAGUAGUCAAUGCGAUUGAAAAAACUUUAUGUCCGAGGCACAUAAAAUUUGAAAUGACCGUGCAAGAAAAGCGUGAAUCCAAAAACCAUUUCUACUCAAAAUUUGGAUUACCAGGAAUAAUAGGUGCUGUUGAUGGAACCCAUAUCCUAACCAUCUGGAUAAAGGAUGAACAUCUGUUCUUUAACCGGAAGCUAAAGCAUAGCAUCAAUGCAAUGGCGAUUUGUGAUCACAAGAUGUACAUAAGAGCUGUGAAUGGAGUCUAUGGUGGAGCGGCUCAUGAUUCUCAUGUAUGGAGCUUGUCAAACGAACGACAACAUAUGAAAGCCCAAUACCAAAAUGGAGACAAAUCAUCUUGGAUAAUUGGUGAUUCUGGAUAUCCAUUAGAUCCAUGGCUCCUCACACCUUACCGUAACGCAGAAGAAAAUUCUCCAGAAAUGUUAUAUAAUGAAAGGUUUACCAAAGCGCGAUCGAUAAUAGAACGAGUGUUUGGAAUUUUAAAAGGUCGCUUUCGUUGCCUACUUGCUGGAAGAGAGCUUCAUUAUACACCCGAAAAAGUAGUAAAAAUUUUAAAUGCUUGUUGUGCACUGCAUAACAUUUGCCUUACAUAUAGGCCCCUAUUAUGAGUUGCAUUCGAUUUUCGACUGUGGUCGAAAGUGCUGAGCGAACGAAUUUUCA